UGGCCAAUCGUAAACUGAAACAUACGCUCUGAGAGUACUUCCCGGCAUUCCCUGCGCCUGAUGACAGGUAGUGGAAGACACUAACACGGAAGUGGGGCAGGGAGAGGCGCAGAUUAGUGAAUUACUGGCACGUACAAUUCUGUGACUUUCGAAAAUAAUCCCUACAGAGAUGCUGAAAGCGGUCAUUCUGAUUGGCGGGCCUCAAAAGGGUACCAGGUUUCGCCCUUUGUCCUUUGAGGUCCCAAAGCCUCUAUUUCCAGUUGCAGGGGUGCCUAUGGUCCAGCAUCACAUUGAAGCCUGCAGCAAGGUUCCCAAUCUAAAGGAGAUUUUAUUGAUUGGAUUCUAUCAGCCAAAUGAGGCUCUGAGCAGCUUCCUCCUCAAAGCACAGCAGGAAUUCAAAGUGGCCAUCAGGUACCUACAGGAGUAUUCUGCCCUUGGCACAGGAGGGGGGAUUUACCACUUCCGGGAUCAGAUUCUCUCUGGUGGGCCACAGGCUUUUUUCGUCAUGAAUGCAGAUGUCUGCUCUGAGUUCCCUCUUGUCCCCAUGCUGGACUUCCAUAAGCAACAUGGAGGCUCACAAAGCUAUGUAAUCUUAGGAACCACAGCCAAUCGCACACAGUCACUGAAUUAUGGCUGCAUCGUGUCCAAUGGGGAUACACAGGAGGUUCUGCAUUACGUAGAAAAGCCUGGCACCUUCGUUAGUGACAUCAUAAACUGCGGGAUCUACCUCUUCUCACCAUCCAUCUUCCAGCACAUUGCAGAGGUUUUCCAGCGCAACCAGCUGGAGCUGCAGCUUGAGGAGAACUCAAGCUGGCAACGCACAGAGGUUAUUCGCCUUGAGCAGGACGUGUUUACCACCCUCGCUGGACACGGAAAGCUCUAUGUUUACAAAACAGAAGGUUGCUGGAGCCAAAUUAAAUCAGCAGGUUCAGCAAUUUAUGCCAGUCGUCUCUACUUGAGCCAGUAUAGCACAACCCAUCCUGAGCGGCUGGCUAGUACAAAAGAGGGGGGUCCAACUAUCAGAGGUAACGUAUAUAUCCAUCCUACAGCUAACGUGGAUCCCUCUGCAGUGUUGGGCCCUAAUGUAUCAGUCGGUAUGGGGGUGACUGUUGGGGCUGGAGUGCGAAUCAGAGAAUCCAUUAUCUUGCAUGGAGCAGUGCUGCAGGACCACAGCUGUGUGCUAAACACUAUUGUUGGCUGGGAUAGCAUGGUUGGGCGCUGGGCACGCGUUGAAGGAACACCCAGUGACCCCAAUCCAAACGACCCAUAUUCCAAAAUUGACAGUGAGACCCUGUUCAGGGAGGGAAAGCUUACUCCUUCUAUCACAAUUUUAGGUUGUAAUGUAUCCAUUCCUGCAGAAGUUGUGAUAUUAAACUCCAUUGUCCUCCCACACAAAGAGCUGAGCAGAAGCUUCAAAAAUCAGAUUAUUCUGUAGUGGGCAGAGCAGCUAUAGGAUUUUCUAUUUGCGGUGUAUAUAUAUAUAUAUAUAUAUAUAUAGUAUUCCCAAGCUGAAAGCAGGACAUGUCCCACCCCAGAAGCCUCUGAUGCAUUUAGUAACAAUGCUGGGGGAGUAAAGGAAGGAUCUGUUACAUCAUUGGUUGCUAGGCUGGCUGGCAAUACAAACUUAUUGGCAUUGUGGGAUAGGCACCAGUCACUCUGUACAAAUUACCUAUAUUUUAGAUAAAUAAAAGUGACUAGAAGGCAAGACUCCCUGAGGACGGCUUGAGUUAGGAGCCGAAACGUUGUAAUAAACAUCACAAACCUUUUUCACUUGA
Molecule: messenger RNA, 1775 nt
Organism: Xenopus laevis (African clawed frog)
Lineage: Eukaryota; Metazoa; Chordata; Amphibia; Anura; Pipidae
Gene: gmppa.L
Product: GDP-mannose pyrophosphorylase A L homeolog
Exons: 13
Coding region: 170-1435 (421 amino acids)
Molecular function (GO): transferase activity
Source: RefSeq, a predicted model, not a curated record